CUUUAAUCUUAGUGUUCUUCAACAUGGGACUGAGUUAUAACAGGCCGGCUAUGGUACGGCAAUGUACGGCGAAUAUUAUAUCCCGUAUUGGUUGCAAAAUGUGCAAAUAACUUCCGCUUUCGGUUUCGUUUUAAACCUUCAUUGUAAAUGAUGGUUCUUCAGUUAACGUCUAAUUUGUUGCUGUUCCACAGUUGUCACCUACAGAUCGUCAACUGGCUUUUACUAUUGAUCUAGAAGACAAUGGGUGUAGAACAGUCAAAGAGUAAGCAAAAGAAAGGGCUCCAACGAUCAGAAGAGAAAAAUCAUGAUGUAAGGCAGAUACAUAAUCCUGCUCUUAUCUUGUGUGAAGGAACUCCUGUGGAUGGUGAAUCUGAAAGCUUUAGGCUUGAAGAACAGAACACUAAUGAAGAUGAAGAGAAUGAAAUUGAAGAGGAAGCUGAGAAUGUUAUGACAGGUCUUCCAGGAGAGACAACUCCAAUAUUUGGUGCCAAUACUCGUAAUGACCAGCAAGAUCAAAAAGAAACAGAUAAUGUACGAGAAAAUAUAGAAAGCACUAUAGAAAAGGUUAAAGGUUUUCAUGAAGAUAUGAACAAAAUACAAGGUCAGUUUCAAGAAGAAACUGAAAUACCCUCAGAUUGUGACAAUCCUAAGGUUUCUAAAGCAGAAGCAUGUACAUGUAACUUGAAACAUGUUAAUGAUGUACACCUAAAAUCUUCAAAUGAUAAUGAAACUGAAAAAAGAAGGGUAUGUAAUAAGGACCUUUGGGAUGUUGGUCGUCUUGUUCCAGAUUACUAUAAAGAGCUAGGUGGUUGUCAAUCAGAUAAGGAUAAAGAAAAAGACAAAAUAGAUUGUGCACUCAGUCAAGACGAGUCAGUAGGUACGCGAAAGGUUCUACAAGAAAUAAAAGUAGCAAGAGAAAACUUUGAGCAGCCCCUGCGUUUUGAUUUGAAUGGAAAGUUUAAAAAGAAGGUGACAUCUGAAAAUGAGGAUAAUAGAUGUCAUUAUGAUGUGGAUGAUGAAAAGUUUCCUCAUGAAUCCAUUGUAAAAUCUAUAUUUACAAAUGUUAUUUUCUUACCAGACAAAAGUAAGGGUGCUUCCCCAAAAAGAUAUGGCCCGAAAAGACUUGGUAGUAUCUAUGAUGGUAUUUCAGAAGAUGACAAUGUUGAUGAUAACAGUAGUGAAUGUACUGCUGAUGAUAAAAGUGCUGAGAACAUUCCAAUACCGCAGGAAACUGAGAAUGUGACUGACACAAACAUUUUGGAAACUGUUGCAGAAGGAGAAAUUAAAACAGACAUUAUAAAAACACCAGUGGCAAAGAAGGAAAUAUUAUUUGAUGAAUUCAUAAAAGACAAGUCAAAAGUGAAUAAUGUGAACACAAAGACAGUUGAUGGAAAGAAAGAAGAAGCUAUAAUAGAUCAAGUAAAUGGUACAGAAAAUUUGUUGUUUGUAGAGGAUCACUUUGGACUUUAUACAGGAGCUAUGGCAGAGGGAAUAUCAAAAGAGUUUAAGGAUGAGCGAGCAUGGAAACAAAAUGAAAAUCAGCUUGGGCAUACUGUACCAACACAUAUGAAAGAUAGAGACAAAAAUGACAAUGUAAGUCUUGAUGAUGGUAAUGCAUGUACAGUUUCUCAUGAUGUAAGACAGCAGUCAAGUUUUGAAAGAAGAGACAAUAUUGAUAAACUACAAGUUUUGGGCACUGAAAACAACACUAACUGUCAGUCACUAAAUUUGCCAACUUCAAAAUUUGAACACAAACAUGAAAUGAAGCCAUGUAAAUCCAAAGAAAAAGAGUCAGAAAAUUUAAAUGACACACUCCAAGAUCAGGAGGAAGUUGAUAUAUGUAAGAAUUGUAAACAACCAAGAGACUUAUGCCCUUGCUUGUUUCCAGGCAUGAACACCGUGAUGACUAUAUUAUUUGACUAUCAAAAGAAACCAGCUUUAAGUUACUUGAGGUACCUAAAAAUAAAUGAAAAAGAAAUCAAUUGGCCUAUUUUAAAAAGUGCUCAAGCCAUUUUCAUAAAAGGGAUUAAAUCACAUAAUACUGAAAUAUCAGAGGACAAUCGUGUUGCAUUUAGAUUUGACUUGCCUUCUAGUAAAGGUUUCUUUGGACCAGAUCAAAUACAAGAGAGAACAGAAGAAGAUCUUAAACUGGAUGUAGUGUGUGAUGAUAAUUCAAGUAUGAGCUUACUGAAAUCUAUUGAAAGUACAUUUAGUAUUGACAUUUCUGGAUUGAAGCUAACAGGCAGUAUUGGCUCUUACAAAAAUAUUAUGGUGAAUGAUUUUGAUGAAUGUAGCGAUGCUGAUGAUGAGUUUAGUGAAGGUGAUGACGAGAAUUAUGAUUGUGAUAGAAGCCAAUGUAAAGAUAAUUCAGCUAGUGAAGAAAGUGAAAACAUUGUAAAAGUUAAUACAUAUGCUGUUGAUAAAGGAAAUAAAACAUAUUAUGGAAAAACUCAAGGAAAUAUAACUGAAAAUGAACUAGAAAGUCCAGCAGCUGAUAAAGAAUCUGGUUUUGAAAAUGAUCACUACAUAGAGAAAGAAUUAAAAUUUGUGCAUGGGCAACAAGGAAGUAAUUGUGAUGGUUUUGAGAAAGAUAACUGUUUGCAUUUGGGAAGUAAAUUGAACAUGCAAAGGUAUGCACAAGAUAUCGGGAAAAAUUAUAACAUAAAAGUUGAUACCCAUGGAAAGUUUGAUCACUGUGAACAGUUUGAACAGUUACACAAAGUGAUUAGCAAAGAAGGUUUGAAUUCUUCAAAUAAAUGUGAUAUGAAUGGUCAGGAAAAGGAAGACAAAAUUGAUUUAGUAUUAGUAGAACAUGCAGGAGAAAGAAAUUUUGAAUCUUUCAACAAUGAAAAUGUACCAAAUGUUCUGGAAGGUUCUGACGUUAGUAAUUUGGAAGGUUCUGACUUGGUCACAAAUAAAAAAAGUAUAGCUUUAAUUGAGGGUGAAGUUAAAUGUGAUAUUAAAAGUGAUGAGUGUGAACUAAAUGUUGGAGAGGAUGUAAUAAAGACAUGUAGAAAUAAAAUGAAUGAAGGUGCAAUAAGGAGAAAGAAAGUCAAUGAAGCUUAUGAUAAAGUUAAAAACGUGAGGUUAUGUAUUGAGGAAGAUAAUGAUGAAGAUGUAGCAUUUCAAUCAAAUGAAGGAAAUGAAUGCUCAUCCACAGUUUCAACUUCUGUGGUUAGAAGUACAGGAAACAAAGUUACAGGAAAAAGUUGCAAGGAAAUAUCCAGAAGUCUAAAAAUAGAAAGUGAGAACAAACAGGAAGAUAAUGACAAUGUUAUAUUUAGACAGAAUGAACACAGAUUUUCUUUAGAAAAUGAUACAGUAGUAGAGUCUUCAGAAUAUCAGGAUCCAUUUUUAUUUGCUGAUAAAGUUGAAAAUCUAAACUCUCUGUCCUCAGAAGUAUCUGUUGAUUCUGUGGAAAAUACUAAGUGUGAGACAUCAAUAGAAGCAGAAGCUGGAGCUUGUGUUUUGUCAGGACAUGUAAAUGAUGAAAUAGUUGAUUGUGAUAAAAAUACUUCUGAUUUUAAGAUGAACAAAGGUAUGAAAAUGCACUCGACAAGUGGGUUUAAGAGGAAACAGACUAAAAUUGAAGAAGAUAACAGAAAUGUUGAUAUUCAUAGUGAUGAUGAAGAAGAAGAGGAUUUGACUGAAGGUAAAUUAGUUACUAAAGUAAAAGAGGAAAAGCAGUUUGGAAAACAAAGAGAAAAUUUAGAUAUAAUUGGGAAAGAAGAGGAGAGAAUGGUCAUACCUACUCCUGAUGGAUCUGGGAAUAUUACAGUCAUAAAAAGGCGGGGUAUAGGAGGGUUAAGGAUGCUUGAUGGAGAUUUACCUUCUUUCCUUUCUUCCGGAAACAUUGGAUCUUUGUGUACUGAAAUGAAAGUCCCAGGAAAUUUAGUAGGGGAAUUCUUGUCUUCAUCUGAUGUAGAUUUUUCAUUACCACCAGAUGAGUUUAUGAAACAGUUGCAGAAAAGAAAUCCAGGAAUGAUUGGCCAUUUGAUGUCUCGUAUGAAUGAACGACCAAAGUAUACACCAAGAAGACAUCUUGAUAGGCGCCCUCGACGACCAGAAACAGCCAAGUCUGAUUUUGCAACCAGUUUUUAUGACAGUUACAACAGAAAUGUGGACAUUUCUCAAUUAGAUAACCAACCAGGCUCAUCUAGUCAAAGUACUGGAUCAAUUCAAAUCCAAGCUAAUGAUUCAAAUGCUGAAAGUAGAAGAAGAGGUAGCCUUGAAAGGAUAAUGGGAGAAAGGAUUGUACAAGAUCUUGAGUCAAGAAGCAUGGCAACAUCAUCCUCUAGCACAAAUGUAUCUAUACAAAGUUCAAGGUCGGGAAGCCCUGUCAACUUUGAUAGCAGUAGUGAUGAAACUGUCACAGAAGUCAAGCUCAACGAUAUGUGGAACCCCAUUCUUCAAGAAGAGAAAAAUAAUUGUCUUCAAGUUACUAGGAUACCAGAAAGUUAUAGAUGCACAGUUUUAUGUGUAGAUGUAUCUGAAAGUAUGCAAGGAUUGCCAUGGCAACAAGUUAAACAAUUUAUUCCAGAAUUUUUAUCAGGGCUUGAGGAGAAGAAACAGAGUGAGAAUAUAGAGGAGUUUGUUGCCAUGGUAACAUUUGGAUACAAGACAAAAAUUGUGACACACCCUGCAAAACAUUAUACCCAGCUUCAUAAAGACUUCAAAUCUUUAAAACCAGAAGGGAAUUCACCAUUGUUGCCAGGAAUUGCUCUUUCUUUGCUUAUCCAGACAGUACGUAGAGAAUUAGGCCAGCGUUACUGCAAGCUACAUGACAUCAUAGUUCAUCAUCGUAUAAUUCUACUAUCGGAUGGUCGACCAUCGCCCAUGUCACUAGUGUGUACAUCAGACGACAUUCCUGAUCUGGUUCAACAAGAAGCUUGUCAGGAAGUGGAGUCCAGUCUACAAGAGUGGAAGCUUUCAUCACAAUAUACACAUAUAGACUGUGUACCCGUUGGAUCUAAUCCUAAUUUGGAUAUGCUGGAAACUAUAUGCAGGGUUACAAAUGGACGACUGGUCAAACCUUCAGAUGUGCGAGACUUAGUUAAUAGUACACAUAAUCAUUAUAUAGCAGCACAGAUCUCUAAACAGAUGUUCCAAGGAAAGGUUGAUUCAUUUGAUGAGCAUAUUUUUAAGUCCCUGGUUCUAUCACUUCACCCGUCUACAUCACCUACUGAUAUGGCGGAGAUGGUAAAUAAGGCGGAAGAAGCACAGGCACGGUUAUUGGCGAAACAGGCAGACAGUUCAGACAACAUGAGCAAUGUUAGCGAGGAGGAUGAUCAUUUUGAACCAUCAGAUUUACUGGAUUUACCUAAAAUUGGCACAAGAGUGGUCCCAGGUCCGGACAUUACAGGCAGACUGUUACAGUUACAAGUGAGGAAAGGGACUGUAACAGGACAUAGUCGCAAACAUAGAGGAAAGGUGUUUGUAAAGUGGGAUAAUGGAGUAAAUUUAUUGUGUAAUUGUGGAUAUCACUUCAAGUUUGAGGUGCUUACAGCAGACGACACAGAUCAGCAUAAUAUUGAUGAUAAAAUAGAAGUGGGAUGUAAAGUAAGAAGAGGUCCUGACUGGAAGUAUGGGAACCAGGACGGAGGUGUAGACCAGAUAGGUACUGUCAUAAAGAUACAUAAAAAAGCAAGUGUACAGGUACAAUGGCCAAACGGAAACCGUAACAAGUACAGAUACAAUCAGAGUGGAAUAUUUGAUCUUCUUAUUUCAGACUCGAAGGAUCCUUUUGGAAGGCAGAUGUAUGAAUGUGAAAUGAACAAACGAAACCUGGCAAGAACAGAUGUACAAGAAGACCUGCAUAAUGGCACUAAUAUUGAAUCACAAUUUUCCGGUGAUAGCUGUGUUAAACCAAAGACUUCAGAAAAUACCAGCGUAAGACAUAAGGUUUUAAUUCAACAAAAGUCAUUAGGUGAUAACAGUGUGAGACCAAAGUUCUCAGGUGAUAACAGUGUGAGACCAAAGUUCUCAGGUGAUAACAGUGUGAGACCAAAGUUCUCAUAAUAACAGUGUGAGACCAAAGUUCUCAGGUGAUAAUAGUGUCAGACCAAAGUUUUAAGGUGAUAACACGAUGUACAGUUUGUAGAUGAUAACAUUAACAGUGUGACUACAAAAUUUAUUUUGGAUAUUUAUAAGUGUGGCAAAAAAAUUUGUACAGUGAUAGUGAUGUUUAAAUGCAGUUUCCAGAUAACAUUGUAACAACAGGGCUACAUGAAGGUGAUGACAGUUUAUCAAGAAAUGUUCCCCCCGGUGAUAAUGGUGCUAAAAACUCAAUCAAAACAGCAUCAAAUUAAAGUGUGUGUGUGUUUUUUGUUGAAAAUGUUUGUGACAUCCUGAUAACAUUGUGAUGAAAGAAAAACUGCUUAAUAUCUGGUGAUAAUAGAGUAACAGCCUAAUGUCUAGAUAAUGACAGAGUAACAGCCUAAUGUACAGUAUUAGUAAUGUAACAGUAACAGCAUAAUGAUUAUGUCCAGAAAGCAGAAUGGCCAAGUCAUAUUUGUGUAAUUAUCACAUUUCUAGGUGAUAAAGUAAAACAGUAAACUCACUGAAACAGGUUAAAAUUAACCCUAUAAUUAAGUGGUUCUGAUAGUUUAUCAUCAGAAAUCUGACUUUAUCCUGUUGCAUUUAUAAAACAGGUAUGUCCUGGCUUUCAGUUUGGACUGUCCAUUGAUAGUUUGUGAGUGAUUUUGUUUGUUUAAGUAUGACAGUAAUGAGAUUUCAGUAUGAUAAUUAAAAGAUUGCAGUUUGAAAAUAAAGUGAUAUCAUUUUGAAAUUGAAGCAACAGAAAAAAAUAGUUGUCAGACAGUAUAGAUGUGCAGACUGGCCUGUCAGAGUACUGAUGGCAUAUUUAUACCAUUAUCACCACUGUUGAUUGAAAUUAUAAAGCAUUUUGUGAUUAGAGAUGAGCUUUUGUGAUCGCAUGAUUUCCAUCAUGUGACAUGCCUAAAUAUUAUCUACAAUACAACCUGGUAAAUUUUGUCCAAGCUUCACACGAAUGAUCCUCUACAAAAGUUAUUUAAGCCAAUUUGCUUCUUAAGGUCAGAAUUGGCUCCCUUAAUAAACAUAGACUUAAUAAUAUAUAGGAAAACACAUUGAAAUAAGGUCUCUGGGUCAAAAGUGGCCUCAACUUGGAUCACUUUAGUUACAUUGACUUGUAUAGCAAAUUUAGAAAAUCAGAUUUAAAAAUCCCUUCCCAGAAGUAAGAAUGUUCAAAGUUUAGAUAUUUGGCAUGUAACACCAACUUAUUGUCCUCUACAAAAGCAAUAUAAAUCACACCCUCAUUGGCAAAUUCCCCCUACCCUACGAGUUACUUAAAUUCAAUAAUCUUAUACAGGAAAACACAUGUAAAUCUCAUUUGAAAAUACUUGCCUUAGAGCUGAAGUAUUUGCAUUAGGCAUUGCCUGGUAGACCUCUAAAAAGCUAUAUAGAAAUAGCCCCUGGUAUUGAAAAUGGUCCUGUCCUGAGGUCACUUUUGUUUCACUGGCUUGUAUAGGAAAAAGACAAAGUUUUCUCUACAAAAUAAGUACAAUGCAAUAAGCUUAGAUAUUGGCAUGUAGCAUUAUAUUCUUGUGGCCCUUUACAAAAUAAUGUUAUAUCAAUCACACCUUUAGGGUCUUAUUGGCCCGGAGGUUGCUUGUUUUGCGUAGGCUAACAUGUACACAUGUAUAUAGAAAUCAUUUAAAUUGGACCUCAUGACCUUAGAUAUGUGGCAUGUAGCAUCGCCUAGUUGACUUCUAGAAUCAUGGCUCUAAGAGCCCCAAUUUGACCAAUUAUAGACUUGGUGCUGCAUUAAAACAGUAAUGAUUUUUUUCUAGUGAAGUCCCAGGUGAGCCAUUAAGAGUGAUUGUGGCCAUCUUGUUUAAAAUGAUUAUUUCUCAAAUUGAUUGUGAGUUUAAGAUGUGGUAAUGUUUUCUUUGUUCAAGUUGUCAGGUUUUGAUUUGAUGUUUAUAUUAUUAUAGUUGAUGCAUUCCAACUUUCGUGAGAUAGAGUAACUAUACAAUGACAAUCAGACAUUUCUGAGAUAUCAGUGUUAUAAAUUUCAUAAAUUCAUUAUGUCUAUUGAUUUGUAUGUCUUUCAAAUUAUUUUCAUCAAAAUAUUGCAGCAUAAUUUAUCAGAAACAGGAGAAGUAAAGAAGCUACAAAUUGGAUAGUUAUUUACUACUGGAAUUAGCAAAUAUUUGCCUGUAACACGUUCAAACAAUGAGUCUGUGUUACCUUAAAAAAAUGUCAAGUGAUCACCCAUCUUUAAUAACUAGUGAAUCAUAGAACAUGUACAUGUGUUCCCUUUUUCUGGAACAAAGAAACAAAAUUGUUAUUUAGUUAGAUUUUGAAACAGUGUCAGCUAGUAGUUCAAGAUAUGAACUUUAUAAUAACAUUGUUAAUUGACCAAGUUUUAUGUGUAAUACGAGAAGAAUAUUAUUAAGGCAUUGGCAUAUAAUGAGACAAUUAUACAUAAACAGACUUAAUAGGUCUUCUAUUUCUACACUACAUGUAUAUAUUUUCAGUUCUUUAGACUGUUGAUAAAAAUAAAUUUCUAUUUUAAGUAUUAAUGAAUUUUUAUUGUAUUUAAUUUUAUUGUAAAUUUUAUAUUAAUGUUAAAAACAAAGUGUUAUUGAAUUUUAGAUAAAAGGAUGGACUGACAUGAUAUAAGUGUUUAAUUUGUUGCAUAAUUAAAAUAUUAUCAUUAUUUUCAAUGUCUAUUUGUGUUUGCAUAUUUAUGAUGAUAAACUUGUGAUUUUAUUGAAUUAUAUUUUGUAUUUUUGUUAAAAUUAAAAAUAAACAUUAAUCUAAGAAUAAA
This is a messenger RNA of Ruditapes philippinarum (Manila clam), 8812 nucleotides long. RefSeq lists its product as uncharacterized. The transcript is spliced from 15 exons. Gene Ontology annotation, biological process: protein ubiquitination. Gene Ontology annotation, cellular component: cytoplasm. Gene Ontology annotation, molecular function: ubiquitin-protein transferase activity; metal ion binding. The record is from RefSeq and is a predicted model, not a curated record. The coding region runs from base 241 to 6018 and encodes 1925 amino acids. NCBI's taxonomy places the organism in Eukaryota, Metazoa, Mollusca, Bivalvia, Venerida, Veneridae.